This is a messenger RNA of Callorhinchus milii (elephant shark), 1072 nucleotides long. RefSeq names its product germ cell-specific gene 1-like protein. Gene Ontology annotation, cellular component: plasma membrane. The transcript has 5 exons. Bases 1 to 951 code for a protein of 316 amino acids. Lineage: Eukaryota; Metazoa; Chordata; Chondrichthyes; Chimaeriformes; Callorhinchidae. The record is from RefSeq and is a predicted model, not a curated record.
AUGAGGAGGCGGUGGGGAUCACUCGCUCUGUGUCUGAUGGCUCUCUCCAGCGCAGUGGCAGCUUUCAGCACCAGUUACUGGUGUGUGGGACUGCACCGGGUGGUGAAGCCGGUCUGCCUGUCCCCGGCCAGGGUCAGCCACUGCCCCCCGGGGGACAGCACCCCGGCCCCGGCCCCCGCCCCGGCCAGGAACACUACCGCCCCCCCGGACCCCCCCCGGACCCCCCCGGACCGAUCCCCGGUACAGUACGUGUGGGAGUCGGGAGAGGAUCGAUUCUGGUUCCGCUACUUUCACACUGGAUAUUGGUGGUCCUGUGAGAGACACAGACGGCGGGAUAAAUGCCGCAGUUUUAUUGAUUUGACGCCGGAUUCAGAGCAAGGUGUGCUGUGGAUGGCCAUUGUGACAGAGUUCUUGCACAUCUCUCUCUUGGCCUUGGGUUUCCUGUUGAUGUGUUUGGAAUACUUCUUUCUCGCGAACGUCAUCAAAGCCAUGAAAAUCAACUCAUUUGCUGCCAUUUUCACCGUUUUAUCAGGGCUGAUGGGAAUGGUGGCUCACAUAAUGUACACCACUGUUUUCCAAGUUACCGUCACUUUCGGACCCAAAGACUGGAAACCGCAGUCCUGGGAUUACGGUUGGUCUUUCCUUCUCGCCUGGUUUUCUUUCAGCUGUUGUAUGGGGGCAGCAGUGCUGAGCCUGAACAGCUACACGAAGACCAUCCUGACCUUCAGACACCGACAGCAGAUCCUGGCGAGGAGCUUGGCUUCAGGCGAGGACUGCAUUGAGUUGUGUGACGAUGGCUUCCUGUGGGACCGCUCGCUCCUCACCGGCAGAGGGUCCCCGGCGCAAGCGAAGGGUAGCGAUGGUCAGAGCGACCCCACCUCACUGCCCGGCUCCACCGACCCGGGCGACGGAGCAAGUCUCUCCGACUCGAUGAGUGAAGCCCAGUGCUGAGGCGAAGAACCUCCUUCAAACCUUCUUCCUUGUGCGGCUCAUCUGACCCAGAACUCCGCCGCCCGUAAACUCACCCCCACCAAAAUUCCGUCCCCCCCCUCACCUCAGUCCUCAUCUGGCU